Molecule: messenger RNA, 6220 nt
Organism: Engraulis encrasicolus (European anchovy)
Lineage: Eukaryota; Metazoa; Chordata; Actinopteri; Clupeiformes; Engraulidae
Gene: fbrs
Product: fibrosin
Exons: 18
Coding region: 5-4546 (1513 amino acids)
Source: RefSeq, a predicted model, not a curated record
UGACAUGGACGGUCCUAGUCGAAACGGUGGGUGCAGGCAGAGCCGUCGCUCCCGGUCUCAACGCGACAGGGAACGACGCAGGAGGAGAGCGGAUCCUGCCCAGCACAGAGCCUCGUCCCCAUCCUCGGCCUCCGACCAGGAGCUCUGCAGAGGCAAUCCCUUACUUGGUGGGGCCGCUGCUGGAGAAUGUCGGCCUGCCUUCCCUGGUGUCAGACACCGGCCUCCUCGCCGGAGAAAGCGAGAGUCGGUGUCCUGCGAGGAAGACAUAAUCGAUGGCUUCGCUAUCGCCAGCUUCAUAAGCUUAGAGGCCUUGGAGAUGGACUGUUCUCUUAAGCCCCCAGAGCGUGCUGGUGGGCUCAUGGGGAGAGGCAGCAAGAGGAAGAGGGGCCCGGAGGAGAACGGCGGCGGGCCCCUGUCCGAGCCGGAGGAGGGAGCGCCAGCCAGCUUCACUACUACCGGCAGCACCUGGGAGAAAUUCAGAAAGGGAGAGAGGAAAAGAAAGAGGAAGAGAGAGGAGAAGGCCCUUGGGAAUCAUUUUGUGGAGACAGGAUACAUUUGUGAUACAGAGAGCGACUCGCCUGACAAGGCUUCUGACAAUGACAUGGACCCCAUAUUCUUUGUCAAAAAAGUGGACCCAGUCCCGUCGAACAUGGCCGCAUCGAUGGCCAACGGUCACACAGUGGUGCCCACGUACAGCAGGGUGUCCCGCCUUGCUGUCACCCCGCGCGUGUCUGGCCUGGAGAGGAGCCAGGAGCGCAGUCUGGACCUGCCUUACCCCGAGCCCCUCACUACCUCCACCUCCUCCUCCCUCUCCUGCCUUCCCCUUCCCCUUUCUCACGCCCACGCCCACCCUCACUCCCGCUCCGGCCCCACCGCCACGGUCACCUCUCUGCCCGAGCAGGUCAACGGCAACGGACUUCACCACUUGCACCACCGGCCGCAGGAGCGGGGCAACAGCCCCCCGCGGCCCAAACACCACAAGCCCUUUCUCACCUUCCCCGGGCGCCUCCCCACGUCCAACGCGUACACCAUGGGCAUCAACAGGAACAGUACCUCAGUCAAGCCGCCAUCUUCCUCGGCUGCCUCCUCCUCUUCCAUGCGGCCUCCCACGCCCUCCAUCAACAUGCCCAUGUCCCACGGCAGAGGCCCUGGGGGCAACGGACUCCACCCACACAACCACCCGCAUUCACACCCACACCCACACAACCACCCGCACUCACACGCACACGCACACCCCCACAACCACAACCACAAUCACAACCACCCUCACAACCACAACCACAAUCACAACCACCCCCACCCCCAUCCUCAUCCGCACCCUCAUGCACACCCGCACCGGCCUCCGUCCCGGCCCAACUCUCGCACCUACUCCCCGGGCCUGCCCCCUCCUCCCCCGCUGCUGCAAGUGGCCAAUCACUCGGCACCAGACCAGGACCGGUUGCGUGCGGACAUGAACUCCGGUUACCACGGGCCCCCGGGGGCCGAGCGCGAACGCGAGCGUGACCGUGACGGCCGCUCCUCUGUACCCGGGGCUAGCAGUGGCUCCAACAGUUCCAUUUCCACGGGGCCCAACGCCACGGGAACCAACGCUACCACGGCAACGUCCACGGCCGCCACGUCGACGUCCGGGGCCCCCAGCACCUCGAGCAGCACGCGGCCGUCCCAGACCACGCCCAACUCCAUCCCGCCCAUGUCCUACCAGUUCCACCAGCACAACCACCAGCACCAGCACACGCACACGCACCAACACUUCCUGCACCCCACCGCCACCGCACAGCCCCUGUUCGAGAAGUACCCUGCGCCGAAGAUGGACAGCCUCUUCCGGCACCCUGUACGUAUCAACCACAGACAGUACUUCCCUCAGUAUACUCCCCCGGUGCCUGGCAUCCAGCCUGUCCUCCCUCCUACCGGGCCCUUCAGCUCACUGCAAGGAGCCUUCCAGCCUAAGCUUGUUGCCCUUCAGGGGGCUGCUCCAGAGAUGACUGCACGCCUCGGGGUAAUACCCCCACAUCUACAACCCAAAGACCCACGGCUCACAGACCCGUUUGCCACAUCGCUUAAAGUCAGUAAUAAACCUGGGAAGUGGUGUGCCAUGCACGUACGUGUGGCCUGGAUGAUCCUCAGGCACCAGGAGAAAGUCAAGCUGAUGCAGGCAGACCCACAUAAGCUGGACUUCCGUAAUGACCUGCUGGGCCGCCUGCCUGGUGCCGGGGGCAUGGGCGGACUGGGUGGUCUGGGGGUACUCGGAGGCACUCUGCCUCCCACCCACGACCUCACGCGGCCAGGCGGCCUCUUCGCACCUGCUGGUGGAGUGAAUCCGACCUCCUCCCCGUUCAUACCACCAUCGGGGCCUCACGCCUCCUUCCUCACCCCUGCUGCCCAUCUGGGUAAGAGAGCACUUCUCUGCAGGCAGGGGCGCAGCUGUGGCGCUACAACGCUGCAGUUCAACCAUCCAUAUGGACGCUCUCCUCCCUUCACCCCGCUGGGCGCCCUGGGCUCGGGGGCGUUCGGAGGGCUGGGAAGCCCAACACUGGCAGCUGGCUCCGUGUUUGGCCAUAAGGACUCGGCGGCCCCCGGUGGGUCGGUGGGCGGGAUUGGGAACCCCCACGACCCCUGGAACCGGCUGCACGUGGCCCCUCCCUCGUUCCCCUCCGGCGCCCCCUGGGCCAAGCGGGAAGAGAAGCGGGACGACAGCAGGGAGCGCGGGAAGGAACCGGAGAGGAGGGAGGUGACCCACAUCAAGGACGAAAGGGACAGGGACAACAUGCUGUAUGGCCGUCAGCCCAUGAGGAUGUCGCCGGGAGCCCCGCCCAUCAACAUCAAGCAACAGCACCGCAGUGGUACCCCCGUCUCCCACAUGAACGGCCUGGGGGCCUCGCUAAACAGCAGCGCCGGGGGCCCCUCCGACGGGCCCCUUAGGGACCGUGAGCGCGAACGAGAACGGGAACGCGAGAGGGAGCGAGAAAUGGACAUUAAGCGACCUCCGCACUCCAUGCUUCCCUCCUCUUCCUCCUCCUCCUCCUCGAGACCUCCCAUGGCCAGCGCAGCGGCAGGGUCGGCGUCCUCGGCCCCCGACAGACCUCGCUCCUCAUCGUCAUCCGUCCUCACCACCCCGCCGCCCCCCUCCACCUCCCUGGCGCCCUCCCCGCUGGACCUCUUCCCCCGCCACGCGCCUCCACAGCUGCCUCACGCCGUGGGAGGCCCCGGAGGUGUUGGCCCUCCUGAUCUGCACCACUCCUCGCACCGGGACAGUGUGGGCCCGGUCUCCUCGGCCUCAUCCACCUCCUCCUCCACAGUCACCUCCCAUCAGAAAACGAAAAUGGACCGCACCACGCCCGUCAACCACCACAAGCCGCAGCAGCAGCAACAGCAGCAGCAGCAGCAGCAGCAGCAGCAGCAACCGCCCUCCUCCGCGCCUCAGCACCCGACCUUGCCCACGGGGCUCCUGAAGGUCAAAGAGGAGCGCAAGGAGGAGCCGCUGCCUCAACACGGCUACGAGAGACCCAGCAGUCGCCACCCGCACCUCCCCGGCACGCCCUCCUCGGGCCUGUCCAUCACGCCCACGCCCAGCGGGGUGCCCCUGCCGCCCAUGACCCCGCACCCGCACGCUUCGCUUCUCGACCGUUCGCGUGCCCUGGAGGUGUACUUCGGUAACGCGGCGGCGGCGGCGUCCAACGAGCGCUUCUUGGCCGCCCACCCGCACCUGGCUGCACACCAGGGCCCCUCUCAGGCUCAGCACCCUUACGCCUCCUGGGACCAGUGGAGGGAGCUGGCCGCUGCCCAGCAGCAGCAGCAGCAGAGGCAGAGGGAGCUGGCUCUGCGGGCCGACCCGCACCUGGCUCUGCGCUCGGACCCGCACUUGUCGCGUCUGCUGCAGCACCAGCAGGCGCAGCGGAUUCUAGAAGCCGAGCGCGCAGUGGCGGCGGCAGCAGUGGCUGCGGCUGCCAACCCACACCACCAGCCCCGCGUGUCGACUCCACCGACCUCUGUGGCGUCCGCAGUGGGCCGGCCAGAAUUUGGACUGAUGGCGCACCACUUCGAGCGGCCGCCACACCAUGGCGUUGGUGGUCCUGGUGGGGGCUUGCUGGACGAGGAACAGCGGGCGCAGAUCCUGCGCGAGGACUUUGAACGGGCGCGGUACUACGGCAUGCACCCACCGCACCACCCCCACCUUGCCAACCAUCACCUGCCCGGCGCCUCGCACCUGUCCGGGGCAGCCGCCGCUGCUCACCUGGAGCAGCUCCACGCCGGAUUGCUCGCCGGACACCCGCACCUUCACGCCGCUGCUGCCGCGGCCGCAGCUGCCGGGGCCUCCACCUCUCCGCACCACCUGGGGCUGUACUCGCGCCUGGGCGCCCUGGGACACCCGCAGACGCACCUGUCCAAUGGCAUCCUGACCAAGGGACCCGGCGGGCUGGUUGGGGCCCCGCCCCCACUCAUACCCUCUGUGAGCAGCCGCUCAUCCACGCCCCCGAGGCCCACCAGGCUGGGCCCCGUGGCUGAACUGGCACUCUUCAGCGCCCACAAAGACGCAGAGUCCAGAUAGUACAGGGAGGGGGAAGAGAAGGAACGAAAGAAAGAAAAAAAGCCUGGAGCAGGAGAUCAAGGGAAGAAAUCAUUUUUUUAAUUAUUUGGGGUUUUUUUUUGUUCUUCUCUGUCCUGUGCUGAAACUAUUAUUAUUAUUUUUGUUUUGUUUUAUUUUUGUUUGUUAUUUUAAGCUACUCCCUGUCAAAAGGGGGGAAGGGACAUUUAAAAAAAAAAGUCUGUGCAGGAAAACAUGCCUCGGCCUCUUUUGGGAGGGUCGAGAGCUGUGGACAAGAGAAGAGGGCCUUACCGAGGCCACUCAUGCAUUCACUGUGGUUUCCCUUCGAUCAGUGCAAUUUUUAAAGAAAGGUACUCUGAUGAUACAAUGUGCUCACGGUUCAUUACUGUUCUAAAGAAAAGGGCCUGUGGUUGUCACAGUCAGAGUAUCAUCUCUCCAUUAAUCUGUAAUUUAAUGGAAAGAAAGAGACCGUGAUGGCGAGAGACACCGAAAGAUGUCCUUGUUUUUUGGGGAGUUUGAAUUAUUGUAGGAAAUGGACCUGUAUACACGCAGACACACACACGCACACACACACACACAGAAAAAAAACAUCUUCCGGUACGUGAUGAGUGGGUGUAUUUGAAGUGCAAAUUUUAAAAAUUGUCUAUUAACUUGGCGGUGAGAUUAGGGAAAUACCUGCUGUUACUUGGAUUUUUUUUCCUUAUGGCUCAACAACAUUUUUGUAUGUAUAAAAAAUAGAAACAGAAAAUGCAGCAAACACGCCUUUUAAUUUGUUCCCCCUUCACCUCAUCAGUCACAUCUGUAACAUCAAAAUGUUAUUUUGUUUUAAUCCUGAAGACUCAGUGGUAAUAUGAACUGUAUAUCUUUUUGUGGGUAAUAAUUGUUUUAUUUCCCCCAAGAAAAACAAGCUGUCUCCCCAUCUUCCUCUAUCCAAGCUCCCCUAAGUGUGAGAGCUGAACAAGAAUAUAGUAGUAUAGUAAUAUUGCCUUUUAAUUGUUAUUGUUAACAUUAAUUACCUUCUAUAAUAAAUAUAUUCACUGUUUUUAUGUUAUAUUGUCAUUGUUUCAGGUAUUAAUGGUAAAAUGCACUCCCAUGUUAGUCAUGCGUUUUAGAGACGUCCCUGUUCCAGCAAAGCACCCAGAGCGCUCUGUGUCCAUUUUCUUUUUCUUUUUGGAUGUAACCGGCUAUGGACUGAAACAAAAAACAAGUCACCAUGUCUGGCUUCUUUUUGUCACUGAGGACUCUGCUUAAUAUUUAUACUUGAGACAGUAGGUCUAAACUGUGUGCGUGUGUGUGCGUAUGUAUGUAUGUCUGUCUGCGCGUGCGUGUACGUAUGUAUGUAUGUAUGUAUAUCGUCUGUCUGUUUAUAUGUUUCAGUCAUGACAGGGACAUGGAAAGCCCAAAGGCAACUGUGAUGAUGAUAAAAUGCCUCUUGUGAUGAAUGGAUGCAUGGGACAUUGUGUGGACAAGUCAAAAGUUAACAGAAGAAAAAAAAACAAAAAAGGAAUGCAGGCCUUGCACCUGCAUAACAACAGGACUGAAGGGACUCCCUGACAUGGAGAAACUGGACAUUCGGGGUGAAAUAUUUGAAUAAAACAAUUUUAUACCUUUUAAACUAUGUUCCCCUUGAAAAGAAAACCACAAAGAUUAAUUAUUAAAUGAAUUGUUGGUUAUUUA